GCAGGGCCGGAGUCCGUGCGGGGCCCCGCGGGGCUCCCACCGAUGGCCGUCCGCACUCCGCAGAGCCCCCGCGGGCGGCACGCCAGGUCCCGGGCCGCGGAAGAUGGAACCGUGGGAGCGGGGUCCGGAGGCGGAGCUGCUGGGCGCCGAGGGGGACUGCGUGCGUGGGGCUGCGUGCGGUGGACCAGGGCUGCGGACUGGACACUUGGGCUAACGGAUAAAAAAUCAAUACCAAGGGCUGGGGCUUUAGCUCAGCUGCGCAGCGCCUGCCUGGCAAGCGCAAGGUCGUGAGUUCGAUUCCCGGUACCAGA
Molecule: messenger RNA, 311 nt
Organism: Chinchilla lanigera (long-tailed chinchilla)
Lineage: Eukaryota; Metazoa; Chordata; Mammalia; Rodentia; Chinchillidae
Product: methyl-CpG-binding domain protein 2-like
Source: RefSeq, a predicted model, not a curated record